Molecule: messenger RNA, 1695 nt
Organism: Mesorhabditis spiculigera
Lineage: Eukaryota; Metazoa; Nematoda; Chromadorea; Rhabditida; Rhabditidae
Source: the annotation of a GenBank genome assembly
AUGUGGGCGCUGCUCGGGCUCGUGCUCCUCAUCCCGCUGCUCGGAUGCGCCAAGAAGAAGCCCCCGCCGCCGCCGAAGACGACCACCGUCAAGAAAGCGGUCGUUUUUGGGCAAAGCAAAAUGGCCCCCGCCCCCGGCCCACCGCCCGAGAAGAAGGAGGAAGAGAAAAAGGAGGAGGAGAAAAAGGAGGAAGAGAAGAAAGAAGAGGAGAAGAAGGAGGAGAAAAAGGAGGAGGAGAAGAAAGAGGAGGAGAAGAAGGAGCCCGAGAAGAAGGAGGCUGAGAAGAAGGAGGAGAAGAAGGCCGACGCCGAGCCCGAGAAGAAGGAGGAGGAGCAGAAGCCGCCCGAGGCACCUCCCAAAGACAACCCGAAUAUGGUGGAGAAUCCGGUGGUGUCCUUCGUCACCGACAGUUUCCCCACGGAUCCGAAUGCGGAAGCCGAGAAGGAGCAAAAGGAGGCCGAGGAGAAGGCCAAGGAGGAAGAGGAGAAGAAGAAGAAAGCCGCCGACAAGAAGGAGGGCGGCGACGACAGCAAGAAGGAAGAGAAAAAGGCAGAAGAGCCGCCAAAGAAGGAGGAAAAGGAACCCGACAAGAAUUCAGAAAAGGGAAAGUCCCCGGGAGGAAAGUCGAAACGCGAGACGGCGUCCAGUAAGGAGAAGGACAAGAAGAAGGAGGAGAGCCAGCGGAAGAGCGCCAAGAAGUCCAAGGCUGAAGGAACAUCCAAAAAGGUGCCAUGGAUUACCGUAACGGGCCGCUUUGCGUGCUUUCCAUUUUUCGGCGGCUCCGAUCGACGGAUGUCUUCGACCUUGAGCCCGAAAAUGAGCCGGAAGAUUGAAGAGAGCUUUCCAUCUCCUGCUUCCAAGAAGAUCAAAGAGGAGCAUUCGGAUGAGGGGGAGGCUGGCAGUGAAGGCCAAGCGGAUUUGGAAAAUGGACCAACCUACUCUGAUGGGGACUUGGUGCCAAUCUCUUACCUUCAGCAGCAUUUGCAGCCGAUGAUCGAUUACGUCCCGUCGACGAAGAAGGGUGCACACUCGGCCAAAGGCUUCAAGAAGGUUGCCGCAGAAUAUUUCAAGACACAAAAGGGAAUCGACGAUCCGGAAAAAUGGGGCAAAUGCAUGGAUCACUACUUACGUAUUGCUCUUCGGCACUCUAACCUGUCGAUCGGACAAUGUUGCGACGUCCUUCAUAAUUACAUGCAAAGGGGUGACACUGUUCGCCAGUAUCCCGAUUGGCCAAAACGCCCGCUGAAUCUGGUACGCACGUAUGCGAAGAACAAUGGGAUCAAGCUCGGCUUCCUCACAGGAAUGAAUGAGACUAUUGCGGCAAUGAAUAUCGAUUCCGUAGGCCGGGAUGCCGCAACGUCGGAAGUACUUGCUGCCACUUUAAACUACGUCGAAGAAUUGAAGGAGUUCCGUCGUCUUCACCACGACCUCAGCAAGGAACAACUCGAAUUCAUCCAGAAGACUUUGUCACAAUACGAAAAGGCCGUCAAAAAGGAAGAACCAAAGGGCACCCCUGUGAAGAAAAAGUCAUCCCCGAAGCCAAAGCCACUGUUUGAGACGCCAUUCGCCGCCUUUUGCCAUGGCUCUCGCGACCUGUAUAUCGAUUUGGAACCUGAGAAACGUCUCAAGAAGCUCACGAAGAAAUUCAACAAGCUGAGCGACGCUGAACUAGACCUUUAUCAGCGACUGGCUGCA